Molecule: messenger RNA, 2088 nt
Organism: Nerophis lumbriciformis (worm pipefish)
Lineage: Eukaryota; Metazoa; Chordata; Actinopteri; Syngnathiformes; Syngnathidae
Source: RefSeq, a predicted model, not a curated record
AUGGAGGGUCUGCACCCGCACUGCCUUAAAUGCAUCAACCGAAGGUGCAUGGUGCGGCCGGAGGCAGGCCGAUCCUGUGACCUAAUGGGCUGUCCACAUGUCUGUGGGGCUGUCUUCCAUGCGUGCAAGCUGUCCGAGCACCGCCUGCUUUGUCCGUACGAGCGCUUGCCGUGCCUCAACAGCGGCUUUGGCUGCCCCUUUACCGUGGCACGGGCCAAGAUGGCGCAGCACCUGGAGACUUGCCCCGCCAGCAUCGUUUGCUGCACCAUGGAAUGGAACCGCUGGCCCGUCAGCUAUGCUGACCGCAAGUCAUACGAGAACCUGAGCAGGGACUUCGACGAGGUGGAGCAGCUAGACAUGGCGCUGGCCCUGCAGGACCAGCGCAUGCUCCUGGAGUCCCUGAAGGUCACCACCACUGUGUCCAAGGACGGCAAGGGCAACAACGACAAGAUGGCCACGGCUCCUGUCGGCGAGGCCACAAAUGGGGCGAUGGAGAUGGAGGAAGAGCCCUACAGUGACUUGUACCGAGCUUCAGUAGAGACCAGCCGGAGCUUGGCGGCAGCCUUGGACAUUCUCACGCACUCCAACGGCGCCGUCGGCCUGAAUGGGGAAAUUGGCGGCGCGGGGAAGAACGUGGACAUGCGAGAGAGUGACUCGGACUCUGAGUGCGAGCUGGGGGCUGUGGGAGGUGCGGACGAGGAAGACUGCACUCUCGGUUGGCCUGAGCAGGAUGACGAUUUCGUGGAAUUGUUUUUUGAUGACAAGGAAGACGCCAUCGAAGACCCGGUGGAGGAGGAAGUGGUGGAGCCCGCAUGGGUUGAGACGCCUCCGGACUAUCUACCCGAUGUGGUGGCGGGCCCCCGAGCGGAACCAUUAGUGGCGCCCGUGCCUUUCCUAUUCUCGGACCAGGUGAGGAACAACUUUUUGCACCAGCUACCCACAGAGCUCAGGUACCGCUGUCUGGAACGUAAACUCCAGAAUGCGGAGGUUCUGCGCGGCAUCAGCAUGUUUACUUUCCACGGGUACCUGUUCCGAGCCAAGAUGGAAGACAAGGCGGUGGACACGUCGGACCUGGAGGUGGCCGACGACCCCAUGGGCCUGCACGGGAUCGACCUGAUCACGGCCGCCUUGCUUUUUUGCCUAGGCGACUCGCCGGGCGGUCGCGGCAUCUCCGACAGCCGCUUUGUGGAUGGCUACCACAUCGACUUCGGCACACAGACCUUCUCCUUCCCUUCCGCCAUCCUGGCCACUGACACCAUGGUAGGCGAUAUCGCCUCGGCAUCGGCGUGCGACCACGCCAGCCCGCAGCUGUCCAACCCCAGUCCCUUCCACACUCUGCGCCUGGACUUGGUUCUGGAGUGUGUGGCGCGCUACCAAACCAAGCAGCGCUCCAUGUUCACCUUCGUGUGCGGCCAGCUGUUCCGACGCGACGAGUUCUCCUCGCACUUCAAGAAUGUGCACGGCGACAUCCACGCCGGGCUCAACGGCUGGAUGGAGCAACGCUGCCCGCUGGCGUACUACGGCUGUACCUACUCGCAGAGACGCUUCUGCCCAUCCGUACAGGGUUUCCGCGUCGUCCACGAUCGCCACCUUGGCUCCUUUGGCGUGCAGCCGGGCCUCCCCCUGAAAAGCGGGAAAGAGCCACAGAGGAGCGCCCGCCCACGUUCGGGUUCCAAGUGCGACCAGCUCAGCGGUCUGCCCUUCGAGGUGCUGCAGCACGUAGCCGGGUUCCUGGACAGCUUCAGCCUAUGUCAGCUGUCCAGGACGUCACGCACAAUGAGGGACGUGUGCGCCAGCCUCCUCCAGAUGCGCGGGAUGGUUGUCCUGCUGUGGAAGAAGAAGAGGCGGGAGGACGGCUCAUUGUCGUGGCAGAUUACGGACAAGGUGUGGCGCUUCAGCACCGCCUUCGGCACAGUGAACGAAUGGAAGUUCGCCAACAUCACCAGCAUGGCCGAUCACCUGAAGACGUGCAAGUUCAACACAGUGGCGCGGCGAGAGGAGGCUAUUCCACUGCCUUGCAUGUGCUUCACCCGAGAGCUGACGAAGGAGGGACGCUGUUUACGCUCUGUGCUCAAGCCGGUAGCCUAA